Molecule: messenger RNA, 2664 nt
Organism: Magnolia sinica
Lineage: Eukaryota; Viridiplantae; Streptophyta; Magnoliopsida; Magnoliales; Magnoliaceae
Product: COBRA-like protein 10
Exons: 2
Coding region: 265-2229 (654 amino acids)
Biological process (GO): cellulose microfibril organization
Cellular component (GO): membrane
Source: RefSeq, a predicted model, not a curated record
CUCACCAAUUCAUCACACCCUCUCAAUCCGCUAUCCUUUCACUCCCAUUUUUUCAAUUACCUUCUCUUCUCCAACCUCUCGCGGCUGCCGAGAUAUGGAGAGAACUACAUAGAAUUGCCGGAUUUCACAAUCCGAUCCACUCCAAAUCCGGCACUAGGACUCGGAAAACCGCCUUCCCGGAAAUACCCAUGUUUCAAAAUUCAAAUCUUCAUUGAGAAUUCAUCCCAAUACAAUUAAAAGAAAGAAAAAAAGAAAUCAAGAGGAAUGGUACUCCGAGCCCUUCUCCUCACAUUUUUCUUGGUUUCUUACAUAGUUUCUAAAAGCCAUGCACAAGACUACGAUGAAGAAAAAGCCGCACCCCCACCGGCGUUAAACAACUGCAAUGGGGUUUUUCUAUCAUACGCCUUCAAUUCGCGGGAAAAGGAGUUUCCGUUUGUAAAGAAUGCGACAGCGCAGGCCUAUGCAUUUCAAGCCUCGGUGAUGAUAUUGAAUGCCAGCCCUAACGAUCUCAAGGCGUGGAAGAUUUUUAUCGGUUUUCAAUAUGAUGAGAUCUUGGUGUCAGCUGAUGGGGCCGUUCUUAUGGAUGGUGAGGAUUUUCCUGCUCGUGUGGGGAAUGGGACGUAUCUAUCUGGUUAUCCGCAGACAGAUUUGAAAACUUCGAUAGAGACGGCUGCUGAUUGGAAUCAAAUUCAGGCGACCAUCGAUCUCAAGGGAACGCAGUUUGGGUUGAAACCGCCAAGGACUCCAAUGCCAAAGACGAUACGGCUUGCCAAUGAUGGUUUUAAGUGCCCGGCUCCGGUUCGUCACAAGACAGAAAUGCAUGUGUGCUGCGUCUUGAACCCUAAAUUCAAGCCCAACGUCACCAAACCGACUAAGUUCCUACCCCGUCAGGACGGCGAUCUCCUCAUCUCUUACGAUGUAAUAAAUUCUUUUGGAGGAAACUACAUGGCCCAGGUGUUGAUUGACAACAAACACCCGCUAGGCCGCCUAGACAACUGGAACCUAACAUGGGAAUGGAUGAGAGGAGAGUUCAUCUACUCAAUGAAGGGAGCCUACACGCACAAGAUAAGCUAUGCAGACUGCCUCUACGGCGAGGCCGGGAAGUACUAUAAAGACUUCGAUUUCACUCCCGUCAUGAACUGUGAGAAGAAGCCAAUCAUUUCAGAUCUCCCUCCUGACCGAGAGAAGGACGAUGUAGUUGGAAACAUACCCUUCUGCUGUCGGAAUGGUAGUCUUUUGCCUACUUCCAUGGACGAGACCAAAUCAAAGGCUGCCUUCCAAUUAAUAGUGUAUAAGAUCCCGCCCGACAUGAACCGGACUGCUCUAUAUGCACCCCAGCAUUGGAAGAUCAAUGGAGUCCUCAAUCCAGCCUAUAAAUGUGGACAGCCCAUUAGAGUAAACCCGACAGAGUUCCCAGACAAGACCGGGCUGCCGGCGGUGACAUAUGCCAUUGCUAGCUGGCAAGUAGUAUGCAACAUAACUCGGCCGAAGAACAAGAAUGCUCGGUGUUGCGUUUCAUUCUCCGCCUUCUACAAUGACACUGUCGUCCCAUGCAAUACUUGCGCUUGUGGAUGUGAUGACACAUCGAAUUGCAAUCCGGACGCCCCAGCAUUGCUCCUCCCAUCAGAAGCUCUUCUUGUUCCAUUCGAGAACCGGACGGCAAAGGCCAAAGCUUGGGCUAAAAUAAAACAUUAUCCCAUCCCCAAGCGUCUACCGUGCGCUGAUAACUGUGGUGUUAGCAUCAAUUGGCACAUAUUCACCGACUACCGGAAAGGAUGGACAGCCAGGAUGACUUUAUUCAAUUGGGAUGAAUACACAUUCAUAGAUUGGUUCACGGCGAUUCAGAUGCGCAAGGGCUACUACCGCGGCUACGAGAAUGUGUAUUCAUUCAAUGGAACAAAGAUGCCAGAAAUCAACAACACCAUCUUCUUCCAGGGCCUGUUGGGAUUGAAUUAUCUGAUUGGUGAGACAAAUGGGACUAAACCGUCUGUGGACCCACGUGUGCCUGGGAAGCAACAAUCAGUUAUUUCAUUUACGAAAAGACGGACGCCGGGGAUCAACAUAGCUGCUGGUGAUGGAUUUCCUUCGAAGGUGUAUUUCAAUGGGGAGGAAUGUGCAAUGCCUACCCAUGUUCCAACAGCAGACGCACAUCGAUCCCGUGUUAAUUUACUACCCAUGAUUUUCAUCACAGUAAUGAUCUUUGUGUUGACGACAGAUCGACUCUGCUGAUGAUAAUACAGGUUUCUAUUAAUAGCUGAUUCCAUCGGGUUGUUCUUCCGGCAGCAGGCGUUUGGUUUCAAUGUGCAUAUCAAAGGCAUGUUGGGAUGCUCAAUUGAAAUGAAUUGCAAUAGAUUGCUCCAAGAAAAGGGGGAAAUGACCAAGAUUGAAACGCAUGGAGUUGCGAAAUGGAAAUGGUGCUUACCCACUUUGGUCAUUACUUAUUUAUCAAUUGUUUUAUCACAGUUCAAAUCAAUUGAGCAUCCAAACGCAUUCUAACAGUCUAAAUCGUAGGGGAAUAGCUUUUCAUCUGAUUGCGAUUGUUCCGGUCCUAGCUACUGAACUCCCACGAACAACAAACUGAUACUCAAGAGCCAAUUACCGAAUCGUAGUGAAAUGCAGCGGAAUUUGAAAAUGUGAAGGGGAACGAGGAAGAAGUACUAACCA